AUGUCCGACGACAACAAGGGAGCACCGCGCGCGCCGCUCAACAUCCCCGCCGGGAAUAGUCCGAUCACCCCGGAUCGUGACGCUACGUUUGACCCGGAGGCGGAGAAGCUCACGGGCAACUGGUGGGAGGACCGGAAGCGGGCACUCAAGCGAGUCUCUACCGACGACUUCUCCAUGGAGCAUGCGGGCCAGGUGCCAUGCUUGCGUUCAUCGUUGCUGUACGCCAUCUCAGGUGGUGUCGGCAUCGGUGCGAUUCGAUUCCUUGGGACCAGGAGAGUGUACAGCUCGUGCAACUGGGCAGUACUUGGCGGGUGUGCCAUUGCGGUCGGCGCUUGGGAGAUGUGCAACGCACAGAGGAGGGAAGAGCUGCGCAACAUGCGCAUGAUCCAAGACAAGUUCCCCCAUCGCCACGUCUCCAACCUCAAGCGCCCCAACCAGGACUGGCAGCCACCAACCCAAAACAAGGAGUAG
Cutaneotrichosporon cavernicola is the source of this 471-nucleotide messenger RNA. RefSeq lists its product as uncharacterized. Lineage: Eukaryota; Fungi; Basidiomycota; Tremellomycetes; Trichosporonales; Trichosporonaceae. The record is from RefSeq and is a predicted model, not a curated record. The transcript is spliced from 4 exons. Bases 1 to 471 code for a protein of 156 amino acids. Gene Ontology annotation, cellular component: mitochondrial inner membrane; mitochondrion. Gene Ontology annotation, biological process: mitochondrial respiratory chain complex IV assembly.